CAGGCGCGUCGCGCCGCGAUGCUCCCGAAGGUGAAGCUCAUCCGCGCGCUGCAGAGCGACUUCCUGCGACGCCGCGCGGAGAGAUCGUACGACGCGGAGAGCAUGGCGGUCAGCGCGCGUCUUCUCGAGAUCAAUCCCGAGGUGUUCACCGCGUGGAACUUUCGACGCGAGGCGAUCGUCGCGGGCGUGGACGCCGUCGACGCGCGCGCGCGGCCGCCGCUCGCGGACGAGCUGACGCUCACGGAGAAGACGCUGAAGAAGAACCCGAAGAGCUACCCGUCGUGGUAUCAUCGAAAGUGGACGAUAUCGCGGAUGGUGGACGAGGCGGACGCGCGCGCGGACGUCGCGGCGAGAGACGCGACGCUCGCGCGCGAGCUCGUCCUCGUCGAGAGGCUGCUCGACGCGGACGACAGGAACUUUCACUGCUGGGGGUAUAGGCGGUUCGUCGCCGCGCUCGCGAAGGUCCCGGACGCGGACGAGCUCGAGUUCACGACGAAGAAGAUCGAGGCGAACUUCAGCAACUACAGCGCGUGGCAUCACCGGAGCGCGUACCUGCCGAGGCGCGAAGACGAAACCGAAAACGAAAACGACGCGCCGCCGCCGUCGUCGUCGUUACCCCCCGACGUCUUGCGCGCGGAGUACGAGCUCGUGCAGAACGCGUUCUUCACCGAGCCAGAGGACCAGUCCGGGUGGAUGUAUCACCGGUGGCUGCUGCGCAACACGAUGUCGACGUCGACGUCGUCCGCCGGGGACGACGCGAAGAGCGACGCGACCGCAAUAAGAGAGACGCUGGCGCGAGAGGCGGCGUUGUGUCGCGAGCUGAGGUGCGUUAUAUACACUGGUUCCCAUACGACCGCGUUCGCGUGGUGA
Micromonas pusilla CCMP1545 is the source of this 870-nucleotide messenger RNA. RefSeq lists its product as uncharacterized. Gene Ontology annotation, molecular function: Rab geranylgeranyltransferase activity. The record is from RefSeq and is a predicted model, not a curated record. NCBI's taxonomy places the organism in Eukaryota, Viridiplantae, Chlorophyta, Mamiellophyceae, Mamiellales, Mamiellaceae. Gene Ontology annotation, cellular component: cytoplasm; Rab-protein geranylgeranyltransferase complex. The annotation marks the transcript as partial. The transcript is spliced from 2 exons. Gene Ontology annotation, biological process: protein geranylgeranylation.